Endocarpon pusillum Z07020 is the source of this 456-nucleotide messenger RNA. RefSeq lists its product as uncharacterized. The record is from RefSeq and is a predicted model, not a curated record. The transcript has a single exon. Bases 1 to 456 code for a protein of 151 amino acids. Lineage: Eukaryota; Fungi; Ascomycota; Eurotiomycetes; Verrucariales; Verrucariaceae.
AUGGUCAACGAUCAGACCAAUCGAAGUAGAUCCAAAAUUUCGGAGAAGUCAGAGGAGAUGGACGGCACAGCAACGCCGUCAACGCCUACACCGCAGGAGCAGCAACAGCAUAGGCCUGGACGCCUGCUUCGGACGCCCCCCCCUAUAAGGCCUUAUGACCCUGUUACUGCUAUAAAGGAGAAGUGGCUAGCAGAGCCUAGUGCUCAGGCUGAAACAGAUAAAGAAGCGCCUAAGAGCGCUUAUAUACAAGAGGAGCCAAGGACCUACCUUACAGGCCCGCCAGCGAGAAGGAGAGACCAGAAAAGAAAGGCAGAGUUAAUAGCAGCAGCAGCAAAAGCAGCAGUAGCAAAAGCAGCGGCAGAAGCAAAAGAAGAAGAGGAAGAAGAAGAGGAAGAAGAACAAGAAGAAGAUAGAGAUGAACUCACUAUGAAAGACUUCAAAUUUAAUAUAACUUAG